This is a messenger RNA of Asparagus officinalis (garden asparagus), 3207 nucleotides long. RefSeq lists its product as uncharacterized. Lineage: Eukaryota; Viridiplantae; Streptophyta; Magnoliopsida; Asparagales; Asparagaceae. The record is from RefSeq and is a predicted model, not a curated record. The transcript is spliced from 7 exons. The coding region runs from base 1 to 3207 and encodes 1068 amino acids.
AUGGCGCCGAGUAAAGAUUGGAUGGACCUAGUAGAUGAUGAUAGACUUGAUCCAAAAUGUAAAGAAGGGGUAGAUCAGUUUUUAGACUAUGCAUAUGAGAAGCUGUUGGAUAGUUUUAAUGAAAAUGAUGAAGACUUUGAAAUUCGAUGUCCAUGUAUUAAAUGCAACAAUGUGAAGUCUGGUAAUCGUGAGUCGGUAAGGACCCACUUGAUUGUUCAUGGAAUUAUUAAAAACUACAGAUUUUGGUGUCAUCACGGCGAAAGACAGGGUGAGUCCAUUUCGGAGUUUGAUGAAGAACAAGAAGAAAUGACAGAAGAAAGCCAGAGUGACGAUGAAAUGCAAGAAAUGAUUGGAGAUUUAUUUCAUAAUUCAACUGGCGUUGUUGCACCUAAUGCCACGUCGAGUCAGGAUAUUCUUGAGCAGGAACCAGAUGGACAUGCAAAACAAUUCUACAGUCUUUUAGGUGACUCCAAGAAACCUUUGUAUGAAGGCUCUAAAUGUUCAAAGUUAUCUGCUUUAGUGAAACUACUUCACAUAAAGAGCCUAAAUAGGUGGAGUAAUAAAUCAUUCUCAAUGUUGCUCCAGUUUUUGAAUGAGGAGCUAUUGCCAGGGGAAUCAACACUGCCUAAUUCAUAUGACGAGGCCAAAAAAUUAAUCCGAGACCUUGGCCUAUCAUAUGAAAAAAUUGAUUCGUGUCCAUUCUCUUGCAUGCUGUUUUGGAAAAAUGAAGAAGGUCUUGAUACGUGUCAGAGAUGUGGUGCUUCUAGAUGGAAACUUGAUAAACAUGGAAAAGAGAUCAAGCGAAAGGCAAAUGGUAAAAAAAUACCACAAAAGACAUUGCGAUAUUUUCCUCUUAAGCCACGAUUGCAAAGGCUUUACAUGUCUUCGAAGACAGCUUCUGAUAUGAGAUGGCACCAUGAAAGACAAGUUGAGGACGGAGUGAUGAGGCAUCCAGCUGACUCUAAGGCUUGGAAAAACUUUAAUGAGCUACAUGAAAGCUUUGCCGAAGAGCCCCGAAAUGUUAGGCUCGGUCUUGCAAGUGAUGGUUUCCAGCCUUUCACAAAUUCAAAAGUUUCUUAUAGCAUAUGGCCCGUUUUACUUGUACCAUAUAACUUACCACCAUGGAUGUGCAUGAAGCAAUCUAAUUUUAUUUUAUCUAUGCUCAUUCCUGGUCCAACUGGUCCUGGAGAUGCUAUUGACACCUACUUACAACCAUUGAUAGAAGAACUAAAGGAGUUGUGGGCCUCAGGCGUUCGAACAUAUGAUGUAUCUCUGAGACAGAAUUUCAUUUUACGUGCAGCACUAAUUUGGACUAUUAAUGAUUUUCCUGCUUAUGCAAAUUUAUCUGGAUGGAGCACUAAGGGGAAAUUAGCAUGUCCUUGUUGUAAUAAGCACACUCACUCUAUCAGGUUAAAAUAUGGAGGCAAGCAGAGCUAUAUGGGGCAUCGUCGCUAUCUUGAUGAAAAUCACAGUUGGAGAAAGGAUAAGAAAUCAUUUGAUGGCACUAGGGAGAGAGGUUAUGCAGCGCCGAAGCUGACAGGAGAUGACAUCCUUAAGCAGAAUAUUUGUGAUAGUCUGCUGGGAACAAUCAUGAACAUUAAAGGAAAGACAAAGGAUAAUAUCAAAGCCCGUCUCGAUUUACAACUAUCUGGUUUAAAACCGGAGUUACAUCCAAUCCAGAGAGGAGAUAAACUUGUGAUGCCAGCAGCUUGUUAUACUUUAUCCCAAGAAGAGCAAAGCAAAUUUUGUCGAUUUCUAAAGGAGUUAAAAGUUCCAGAUGGAUUUUCAUCCAAUAUUUCUCAAUGUGUAAAUCUUAAAGAGCGUAAGAUUUUGGGGUUAAAGAGUCAUGAUUGUCACAUUCUUUCGCAGCGCUUGAUUCCUGUAUCGAUUCGUGGCCUUCUUCCUGCAAAAGUGUGUGAACCAAUUAUUGAACUUUCCAUAUUCUUCACUAUAUUAUGUGCCAAGACAUUAAGGGUGGAUGAACUUAAGCAAAUUGAUGAGCAGAUUCCACUUACGUUAUGUAAGCUUGAGAAGAUUUUUCCACCUUCAAUUUUUGAUGUUAUGCUGCAUUUAGUAGUUCAUUUAGCAUCUGAAGCCAUACUUGGAGGGCCUGUUCGAUUUCGAUGGAUGUACCUAGUGGAGCGUCAGCUUUAUACUUAUAAGUCAUAUAUCAGAAAUAGGGUAUGUCCAGAAGGGUCAAUUGCUAAAGGAUAUAUAGCAGAUGAAUGCAUGACACUUUGCUCAAGGUAUCUAAAAGGCUUCGAGACAAAGUUUAAUCGCCUUGAAAGAAAUUAUGAAGAUGACAAUAGAGAAUGUCAUGAAGCACAUCUAUCUAUAUUCAGACAUAGUGGGAGGGCAUUGGGUGCUGCCACCACCCGCUACCUUGAUGAACGUGAGUGGUUGCAAGCUCAUAUUUAUGUUCUAAAGAACUGUGAUGAAGUGCAACCACACAUUGAGGACUACAAUGAAUUCGUGAGAGAACCCACAAAUCACUAUGAUGAUAAAGAUUGGGAUAAGAACUUUAUUGAGUGGUUCCAAUCUCUAGUUUAUCAGAGUUAUCGAGAAGAUGAUGACUUACUUUCAUUAUCUCUUGGUCCAAUUGUUGGUGAUGCUGGUAAUGGUGGAGAUAUAGAUUAUUAUGGUGCUUUGGUUGAAGUUGUCGAAUUAGAGUAUCUUGGUGGAAGAAAUGUUGUUCUAUUUCGUUGUAAGUGGUGGGAUGUGCAUGGCAAAGGAAAAGAGACAGCUUUGAAAGAAGACAAAUAUGGAUUUAUUAGUAUUAACUGCCGACACUUGCUAAAAACGAAUGACCACUUUAUACUUGCUGGCCAAGCAUCACAAGUUUUUUAUGUUGAGGAUAUUGCCAAUGAAGGUUGGCAUGUAGUUCUUAAAGCACAACCCCGUGAUUCAUAUGAUAUGCCACCAGAUACAGAUGAUUAUGAGAUAACAGACGAUGGAGUUGAAGCUUAUUUGCAAGAUGAAUCAUUUGAUGCUCAGGCUAUUACAUACACAUCAUUGGUAGAUGAUGAUAUCAAUUUGAGAAGGGGCGAUAUUGAUCCAAUUAUUACAUAUGAUGUUUCUUUUCUUCCUAUUUUGAAUUUGGCUUCGACAUUGCAGCAAGAAAAUGAAAACUCAAGAAGUCACUUCCAAAAGCAAAAGGGCACAAUUUCUAUAGGAAGCGACUUCAAGCAAUUGCAGAAAAUUCAUUAA